ACCAUUUCUCCUGACGGGGUGCAAGUUAGGUGGAACGAUCCCCCUUGCACCAGGGUGUACGCGCGUCACCAAUAAACACAUAGCUGCUCCAUAUCCUUACUGGCUAUAGGGUCUGAUUUCUGCACGUCAGUCUGUCACAUAGGUCUGGGUAGGAACUUACUGGCGUUGGCAGGGCCCUUUCUUGCCACUCCUCUGCUAUUAUCGAUUAAAUCUAUCAAGAAAUCAUAAUGGCUGUUCUCUGUAAAACCAACACGUAACCUUGUUCCUUCUGCAAGCAACCAAGCCCAACACACGCUGGUAGUGUUGGUAGCUUCUACACUGGUAGAAGGGAAGAUAAAUCCCUUCAACGUGCUGAACUGCUGUGUAGAAUGAGCUCUGUUUUAAUCUCGUUCCUCUACGAUGCUCAGCUUUCCUAGCUUCUCCCCUGCCUAAGCACACCCUUCUGUCCCUUGGCAUUAACCAUCACGCACAGCGGGAUCAAAUCUGAGCUCUCCUCCUGCUUCUUUCCAGAAGGAUGAGACAAACAGCAGAAAACAACCAGCCUCCACAGCUAACUCGUUUGGGGUUGCUCCGGACGUUUGGAUGUUCCCUUCCAUGGCCCAGGCCAAGCUCGCUGAGCUGCUCCUCCUUUGUGCAGGGGAAGACCGGUGCAGGUGCAAUGCGCUGGCAAAUCCACCUGCAGAAAACACUGCCAUUCCCUUUAGAAACAAAGAAACCACUCUGCCCUUGCUCCUGAGCCUGGUCCCUGCCUCCACCUGCAGGGCUUGGCUAUCCUGGCUCUGUUCAUGGGCCACUAAAUGAAAUCCAGACAACAGAAACAAAAAGAGGCAGAGGACUGGCACUAAUACUUCCCCGUUGGCGGGAAUCUCAACAGAAAGUGUUGUGCUAAAGCUGUGAGGUUCAGGGAACACCCCUAUCAAGGCAAAAGACGUAGUAUGGAAGGUUUGGUUAGUCUUCUGACUAGAAGAAGAGAAAGGACUAUUACCUCCUAUUUUAUUUUUCUUUCAGUCUCUCUCGUCAUGUAGAUCUGAGGAUGACCAAAGCCUGUUGCCCCAAGCAUUGCUGAACCCAUCAAAAUGGUUGCUCAGAGCUAUUGCACCGGCACAUCGCACAGAAGAACUGUGUAACCUAAGUAGCAAGGGGAGAACAAAGGGGAGCGGCUAACAUUCAUUACCUCCCCUAAACUGAUAGUCGUUGGCUUCUUGUCCCAUCCAAAUCCUGGCAAGCAGGAUAACAAAGAUUUAGUGAUGUUUACAACUGUGGUAGGGAUUGCUGGAUACAACCAGCCACCCAAGGCUGAGCACACUCUCCGAUCCCUUUCGCAAUUCUAGAAAUACCCAGAAGAGCUCUGUGUUCUCUUGCUUUCAUUUCCUUACAUGAACCAUUUUCAAAUGCACGUUGUUAUAGGCUGACACAAGAUCUAGGGCCUAAAGCCACAGCCACAGAGGUGGACACUGGCCCCAGGGCCUGAAUCCAUAUCUACAGCCAGACAGGCCGGCACCAGCUCUGGGGCUUAAAGCCAAAGCCAGAGAAGCUGGCAAGGUCCCUGGGACGUAAGUCCACAGCCAGAGAGGCCGGCACCAGCCCUGUGGCCUAAAAACAAGGACAGAGAAACUGGCACCAGCCUCGGGGCCUGGAACUACAGCCACAGCUGGAGAGGCCACUACCAGCUUUGGGCCUAAAGCCACAGCCACAGCCAGACAAACCAGCACGGACCCUGGGGCCUGAAGCCACAGGCUCAGCCUGAGAGACCGGCACCAGCUCUGGGGUCUAAAGCCACAAAAAAAGAGGCCAGCACUGAGCCCAGGCCCUAAAGCCACAGCCUGAGAGGCUGACGCCGGCCAUGGGGCUUAAAGCAAAAGCCACAGCCAGGCAGGCCAAAAAAGGCCCUGGGGACUAAAGGCACAGCUUGAAAGGCUUGAAACAGUGCAGGGGCUUAAAGCCACAGCCAAACUUAGAGAGGCCGGCACCUGAAGCCCCAACCAGCAAGGCCAGCACCGGCCCAAGGGCCUGAAGUCACAGCCAGAGAGGCCUACACCGGCCCCAGGGCCUAAAGCCCCAGCCCCAGUCUGAGAAACCAGCACCAGCCCCAAGGCCUGAGGCCACAGCCACACAGGCUGCCAUUGAUCCCAGGGCCUAAAGCCACAGCCCAAAAGGCCAGCACUGGCCCCGGGGCCUAAAGCCACAGCCAGAGAGGCUGGAACCAGGCCAAGGGCCUAAAGCCACAGCCAUGGCACAAGAGGCCAACACCAGCUUUGAAUAUAAAUCCACAGCCCAAGAGGCCUAUACCAGCCCGAGGCCUGAAGGUACAGCCACAGCCCGAGGGGGCUACAUCGGCCCUGAAGCCUAACGCCACAGCCAGACAAGCCUGCACCAGCCCCGGGACAUUCAGGCGUGCAUUGCUAUUGGUUUCUAGUGAUUCCUCUGGGACUCCAUUGACCACUAUGAAGCCCUAUUGGUCUUUUCUGUUUUUUUUUGGGCUGCACAAGAGUCGUCUUCACUUCUCUAUUCCUGUUCUUCAGAUAACCCCAUUGGGUGACCCUAAGAUGUGGAGCUGGGAGGCGUCCAUUUCCUUCGCUUAUGAUGAAAGCACCGAGGCGAUGCGGGCACUCGCUGAGGUCACAACCACUGCUGGGGUGGGAGCGUUUGUGCCACAGCUGGUGAGCAGAGCUGGAGCUCUGGUGAGCGUGCUGCACGCAGAGACUGAGCUCUGGGCCUUCUGUGGAACAGAUCACCCUGUGAGAGCCCGACGGAAGCACCGCGUGUGCACUCGUCGGUACUUUCUGCAGGAUUCCUGUCCCAAAGGAGAUUCCGGGAUAGAGGCGGUCUUAGGAAGAGGGAAGCCAGCUCUUUCCAAGGGCCGGGGAAGUUCCUGCAGAGAGAGCCUCUGGAACUUCAGCUUCCUCUGAGCCUUCAGCAGCCAUGUCUCAGCAAGGAGACGACCGCGGUUCCAAUUCCUGCCGUGUGAGUGGCAAGAAGUGGCGCGGUGCGGUUCCCCGCGGUUGGGAGCAGCAGCCAGCAGGCUGCCAGAGAUCCAACCGCGCCUUGCAGCGCACAGAGGGACGCAACAGGGACGGACGGUCCUUCCUGCCAUACAGAAGGAUGGAUCCUGCGCGUCCAUGGAGUGGUGCUGGGCAAGGGGGGAAACGGAAAGCCUCCGCAGAGAGAGGUGCCGAGCCCAACGGAAAGAUCUACGCAAAAGCGGUGCAGGAAGUCCUUCUGGAGAGAGCUCAUCUCCAGGCUGGAGGGCUUCCUACAACAGCAGGUCCCAACACAGGGGGAAGACCUUCCCCUGCCGUGUGCCCCCGCUCUGUCUCCAAGUCCUUGGCUGGAUGUAAACGCAAAGGCUUGGAAGAAGCGAAGCCAACAGCAGCGCAGCUGCCUGCUAACAAAAGAGUGAGGGGGCCGAGCGGAGACAGCGUGCCAGCUCCAGCAGCACACCCUGGGCCUGCUGCAGCGCGGAGCUCCAAGCUAAGAGCGAGAAGACGCCAAGAGAAAGAGAGGAGAGGGGAAUCGAUGAAGGCUGCCCUCAGAGCUGCCGCUGCACGUGCAGAGGCCUCCGCAGUGAACAGCCUUGUGGAGAUGAUGCAGAAGCUGCAGCUGAAGGACUGAGAGGAGGAGCGUCAGCAGGCAGCGGCUGCAGUGCGCGGCGUUACAGGGCAGCGCUGCGAGUGCUGCCCACCUCAGCACUCCAACUUCAGAUGGAGUCAAUAAAUACCAGACACAAUGAGAGA
Molecule: messenger RNA, 3734 nt
Organism: Gallus gallus (chicken)
Lineage: Eukaryota; Metazoa; Chordata; Aves; Galliformes; Phasianidae
Exons: 6
Coding region: 2923-3612 (229 amino acids)
Source: RefSeq, a predicted model, not a curated record